UAUUGUGGGUUCUCUUCAUUUCGUUAUCCACACGACGUGAUCUCGUCUCAAAGCCUACUUAAAUACCCCCCCCCUCCACUCCCCCCACUCCCUCCACUCUUCCUACAACUGAUCUAUUCUUCAUUUCUCUUUUGAAAUACAUCCCAGCAACUCGGUUCAACACACUAUGCGUUUGUAUGUUAUCCCUAUUUUAAAAGAUCGCUGGGCUUACUAUUGUCAUUCCACUCUGCCCACCACUUCAAGAUUGACCAAGAUCGUCGAUUGGUCCAGCCAGAAAUGGGAGAAUCUUGAUAAAGCUGAGCCUGACAGUUGGAAAAAGAAAUUGUACGUCAAAGGGACGAAUGUUAUGAAUCAGUUGGAUUACCAGGAAUGGUUUUUGAAAAGUAUUCCAGCAAAGGAAGAACUACAACAACCCUUGAACGAGGUCCUUGUUCAUCAUCCCUCCUUAUUAGACCCAUCUCUUAUCCAUCAACAUCUUGAAGCUUUGUUACAAUAUCGUAUCCCUUACCACAGAAAAUACAUGUGGUACUCAGCUUACUGGGUUCCUAUCGCUUGCACAUUUGUUCUCGUUCCUCUGAUACCGAAUAUACCAUUGGCGUAUAAUUUAUUCCGAUUAUACAGCCAUUAUAAAGCACUGAAAGGAGCCGAGCACCUACAGCAUUUGAUGUCAAGUACACCUACAGCCGUAGACAGCAGCAGCGGAGAGAAAGAAAGGGAAAACGAAGCGAAGAGCAGUAUCCACAGAAGCAUUUUUAAAUACACACAGGACAUGGAGUUAGACACACUUUUUAAUGGCGCUCGUCUAUCGCUGAAGCUCAAUGUAGCAAAGAACAUCGCCUUCCCGAAAGAACUCGAACAAGCCUAUCAACCAUCAUCAGAAAAGAAAAGGAAUGCCGUGCCGUCCCAUCAACAAUUAGCAAGUAGCUUGGCCCAAGAUAUAGACGGCGUACUCAACCAACAGCAUAUUAAAUACUUGGUAGACCAAUUGGACGUACCAGGCUUAGAAACGGAACUAAGCAGAGCAAGAUUUCAGAUUUUGAAAAAUAUAGCAACGGAACGAUUUGCAAACAACAAGUGAUAGAGCUUUGUCUUUUUGACAUUUUGUACAUAGCCUAGAAAUGAUGAGCGUAAAACCUCAUUGAAUUCCUACUUUUUACCUAUCAACAAGAACUUGUACAUUCUUUACUUUAACAUGAAUAAAAGCAGAAAAGGGUUGAAUUGCACAACCCAUUCUGGAACACUAACCCUAUUUUGAUGUUGUUGAGGUUAUCUCAAUGAAAUUGUGCAACAUGGAUGAGAGAUAGGUGUGUAUCUUAGGAACGACCAUCCACACACACAUAUACGUUCUAUUUCAAAAGAAAAAACAGCAGACAACUUGCAUUCAAGACAUACUGUUGGAACGACGAACAAGAGCAUAUGCCACCUGCCUUUUCUGCUUAUGUAAAUAGGGCGACAUCAAUAGGGGAAUGUCGAAAACCCAGGUUCGUUCGAGACG
Mycotypha africana is the source of this 1495-nucleotide messenger RNA. RefSeq names its product mitochondrial K+-H+ exchange-related-domain-containing protein. Gene Ontology annotation, cellular component: mitochondrial inner membrane. The transcript has 2 exons. The coding region runs from base 167 to 1078 and encodes 303 amino acids. Lineage: Eukaryota; Fungi; Mucoromycota; Mucoromycetes; Mucorales; Mycotyphaceae. Gene Ontology annotation, biological process: potassium ion transport; proton transmembrane transport. The record is from RefSeq and is a predicted model, not a curated record.